Messenger RNA from Salvia miltiorrhiza (redroot sage), 1643 nucleotides. Its product is annotated as protein ALP1-like. The transcript has 6 exons. The record is from RefSeq and is a predicted model, not a curated record. The coding region runs from base 335 to 1546 and encodes 403 amino acids. NCBI's taxonomy places the organism in Eukaryota, Viridiplantae, Streptophyta, Magnoliopsida, Lamiales, Lamiaceae.
UUCCUUGUAAUUGGCGUAUUAGCUCCUUUAAUGGGCUAACUUUUGCGUUUGAACUCCAAGUAAAAUAAAGCUGAAAGCCCUUCAAAAACACUAGGCCCGGCCUAAAAUGAUGGAUUUCUCGAGGAAAGCUAACUGAGGCUCCCCCCUGGUUAGCUAAUCUAGAAAUUUCAAGGGAACAAGGUGCAACGAGUUCGCGCCGCCCCACACCUUCUUCUUCGAUCUACAGGGGUGCGCGAUUUGCUGGGUCUAUAGUCGCCGACUUCAAUUGCCGUCGAGCGGUGGUCGGCUGUUGUUCAAUUGAAUUUUCAACGGACUACUGUUAUCUGUUCUCCUGAUGGAUAUUAUACGGCGUAAGAAUGCUUGUGUGUAUAUGGCCGUAGAGGAAAUUUUGCAUGAUCAGAUGAUGCAAAUUUCGGUCGUUGUCGAUGCUGUUGAUAGGGCAAGGUCCCAGAAACGUAAGCGUAGAGUUCUAGCUGUGCCGUAUGGGAUGCUGCAUAGAAUCCCAGAUCAAGUAAAGCACCUUAAUCGAAUUAUAGGUUUUAGCGAUGUCGAUUGUCUAACAAAUUUGAGGAUGGACCGAAAUACAUUCGGUAGGCUAUGUCUGUUGUUGAGAGACUUGUGUGGGCUGAAAAAUGGUAGGUUUGUGUCUGUGGAGGAGCAAGUUGCGUUAUUUCUUUCUGUACUUGCUCACCACAAAAAGAAUCGUGUUGUUAAGUUCGAUUUUUGGAGAAGUGGGCAGACCGUGUCACAUUAUAUUCAUGUUGUGCUGAGAGCUGUCUUGCGUCUCCAUGGUAUACUGCUGGUAAGGCCCACCGCGGUACAGGAAGCUUCAACCGACCCGCGUUGGAAAUGGUUUAAGGGUUGCUUAGGUGCAUUAGACGGCACAUACAUCAAUGUUAUGGUGCCAAAUAUUGAUAAACCGCGGUAUCGAACAAGGAAGGGACAGAUUUCAACAAAUACACUUGCAGUUUGUGACAAAGAUAUGAAGUUUGUAUACGUUUUGCCGGGAUGGGAGGGAUCAGCCGCAGAUGUUAGGAUUUUGCGCGACGCGUUGAACCGACCUAAUGGAUUGAAGGUGCCUAGGGGCUCUUACUAUCUCGUAGAUAAUGGAUACGCCAAUUCCGAGGGGUUUCUCGCACCCUAUAAAGGGGUUCGGUAUCAUCUCAAAGAGUGGGGACCUACAGCCGUACGCCCACAAAACGCUCAAGAAUUGUUCAAUAUGCGCCACACGAAGGCUCGGAAUAUCAUUGAACGUGCCUUCGGUGUUAUGAAGAUGAGGUGGGGGAUUUUGAGGAGCUCUACGUUUUAUCCCGUGAAGGUCCAGAAUCGACUUAUUAUGGCGUGUUUUUUAUUGAAUAAUUUCAUUAGAACGGAGAUGGACGUGGAUCCUAUCGAACAAGCAUUCGAUAAUCUACCACAUGAUAAUGCUUUCAAUGAACCGGAGCACGGAGAGUAUGUGGAUGCAGUUGAGUCGUCUCCCGAAUGGGCUGCGAAGCGUGAUGCCAUUGCCCGAUCAAUGUGGCAAGAAUAUGUUGCAAUGCACUGACUUCAUUGGGAUAUAUAAAUUGUCGUGUCAUUUAUUUUUGAACCUCAAUUUCCAUUAUUUUGUGAGGACAAGAAAUUAUUGUUUGUGACAUUUUCUG